UCACUGUUUGCCAUCAUAGUUCUACCAAACCCUUUUAAAUCCAAUUCAAUAUCUUCUACCAUAGCAACCCUGAUCUAAUCCAUUUCAAUUCUCCAAGAAUUCAAAACCAUUUAAGUUUAGGGUUUCAACCCUGCCGGACGAGAAAUAUUGUUAUGCUUCUGAGGUCUUUGUCGACUACCGUGAAUUCAAAGAAGUGCGACACAGAGAGGAAAGGGUGAAUCGGUUUCCCGCCGGCGUCCAAGAACCUCAUCGAUCCGUCAUGCAGAAUUCCCGGUCGAAAUCGGCGUCGAACUUCGAGCAGGCGUUCUCCUUCGGGGACCGGCAGUCUCGGUAGUUGCCAUAGUUCCUCUCGAAGACCACCGGCAACACCAAAUCUCUAGGUAGAAUGACUUGCGUAUUAGAAAGUGCCGUGUCAGUCAACAUAAGGAUUUCAACUUCAGGCAAUCCCUGUGGGGCAAUAUAGAACAGACUCCUUGUUCCGCUCAUCCCCUUUGUCAACUCUUUGAUUGGGAUACUAGCGUAGAAGUUAAUCUACAAGCAAGGUGCAUAUGCUCCGAUGGAAAUCGCCAAAUGGAGUCGGAGGGCAAGCGGUGCUAACCAUUCUGUACGGUGGGAUUCUGAUGUAUGAUUCGAGGGAUAACGCCACAAAUUCAUUCCCAAGAUAAGGAAUUGUACUACAAUAGCAAACACCUUGGGGGCAGUGCCUAUUUGAAGCUCUAGGCGGUCCCCUUAUAUCCUCAAUAUCAGGGACAACAAGCGCUAAUGGAUCCGUCGGCUGACAAUUAUAAAGCUGCCGGUAUAGCAUCUCCGAUGCAUCCAUUGCCACCCGUUACCCCACUAGCGAAUCAAGCGGCGAUUGAUCCACAAACAUUAAUAGAGGUUGUUCAAAGAGUUUUUGGACAAUAUUUAUGCCCUUUAGAUUGCACAUCACAUCAACGAUCGUACCCCGAUUGGGUAGGAGCUACGAUGCCAUUGCCAUACAAUUUUAGAGUUACCGAGUUUAUACUUUUUUCAAGCGAGGAUGGACGUUCUAGUGUGGAGGAUAUAAGCGGUUUCACCGCACAAUUCGACGAACCAGGCUAUAAUGAUUGGCAUAAACUUCAGCUCUUCUCAUUGCCGUUAACAGGUGCCGCAUUUAGUCAGUAUUCGGCACUACCUCCAAAUUCCGUACAAUCGUGGCAAGAUUUGGAAAGGGCGUUCCACGACCGAUUUUACAGUCCGCCGGAUGAAUUUACAUUGCUCAAUCUAAUGAGCUCAAGGAAAAAAAUUGACGAGUCAGCGGUGGAGUACAUUGAACAUUUUCGGCAAUUGAAAAGUCGUUGUAAUGUUCAAAUUCCAGAUGCUCAAGCGAUGAACAUAGCCGUGAAAAACAUGCACCCGUAACUUAAAAGAGAAAUUGGCACAACAAAAUUCGGCGACCUUUAGCAAUUGGUGGUUCUUGUUGUUCAUACAAAACAAAUGAUAAGAGAGCGACAGGUUGCUCGGGUGAUUCGAACCAGGCCGGUGAAUCAAUCUGUUUUGAUUAUUGAUGAGGGUGUUGAUGAAAGUGCUAUGGAGGAGCACGAGCUGCCAGAUUUGUUUGCCGCCGGCCAAAGAAAAAUAUGUUAGUCCGAAGGUUGCUUAUUCAUUCAAUAUUAGUAAGGCGGAUCAAAUUUU
Molecule: messenger RNA, 1656 nt
Organism: Andrographis paniculata
Lineage: Eukaryota; Viridiplantae; Streptophyta; Magnoliopsida; Lamiales; Acanthaceae
Exons: 2
Coding region: 763-1383 (206 amino acids)
Source: RefSeq, a predicted model, not a curated record